Molecule: messenger RNA, 3359 nt
Organism: Penaeus monodon (black tiger shrimp)
Lineage: Eukaryota; Metazoa; Arthropoda; Malacostraca; Decapoda; Penaeidae
Product: serine/threonine-protein kinase RIO3-like
Biological process (GO): maturation of SSU-rRNA
Cellular component (GO): preribosome, small subunit precursor; cytosol
Molecular function (GO): ATP binding; protein serine/threonine kinase activity
Source: RefSeq, a predicted model, not a curated record
UAGGAUAUUGAAGAGGUACUAAAUCGCAAUCGAAGUCGAAACCUAACCCGUCGGGAACCAGCAUAAAGAGAAGAAAACAGAUCGCCUUCACAAUAUCCACAUAUAUAAGUCCGCUUGUUACACUUCUGCUGAACUACAAUACCUGAUUGUAAACAAAAUUUAAGAGAGAAAUAAGGAUCAAGCAAAGAGAAGUCAAAAUUUCAAAAAUCAUCUUGAAUUAAACUGGAUAAAACAGAUAGAAGAAAACACCAAAAUGUCGUCAGCAGAACUGUUACAACCGGCUACAGACCAUCAGCCAGUACCUAGUACCAUGUCACAAGGUCAUGUGGCAGCAUGGGGAGGUGCUGGACUGGCUACAGACCCACCAGUGACCUCCAAUCCAUGGAUGUCAUCGCAGACAACACAGACCAAGGAACAGUCCUCUCCUUCCUCCUUCCGUGAUCUCAUGUCAGAGGACCUAGCUCAGAACAUCCAAGAGCAAGAGAAUGAGAUGUACUACAAGGCACUAAUUGGAGCAACUGAUGUAAACAACAUCUUCAGCCUUGGCAAAGUAGAGGAUACAUCAGAAGAUUUAAUCUUGGCACAGGUAUUGCAGUAUGAGUAUGAUCGCGAGUAUGACCAGCAGUUGAAUCGUGAAGAGAGGCACUACAAUGGCAAUUCUAAAGUUUCGGUGUCAUUCAACAAGUUUAAGAUAUGCCCUGAUUGGUAUGGGCCUGAUAGUGAUGAUGAACCUCAGGAACUGGAUGAAGACAACAGAGAUUUUGACUCUUUUGAGGCACGUGAACGUGAGGAUCCAGUCAUUCCAGCUUGUGGAUAUGUCAAGCAUGGCAAGGGCAUUGUGACCAAGCAUGACCUUGCAAUCAGCGGUCGUAAAAACGCUGAGCGAAUCAUGAACCUCCCCCCUGGAAUAAACACAGGAGAUGGUGGAGGAUUUGACAUGUAUCUGUCAAACAAGGUUUAUAACAAGCUACAGCGUGCUGCAAAUAAAGAAAACAAAGGAAAGAACCGUGUUCAUGACAAGGUGGAAAAAGCCACAGCUGAGAUGGCUCUGGAUCCAAAUACACGACUGUUGAUUUUCAAAUUAGUAAACAAUGCUAUUCUGGAAUCUGUGAAUGGUGUCAUUAGUUCAGGCAAAGAAGCUGUUGUCAUUCAUGCCAAUGGAGGACAGAUUGAAGACAAGGUUAUUUCAGACGAGUGUGCUGUGAAGGUCUUCAAGACAACCCUAACUGAUUUCAAAACACGUGAGCGCUACAUCCGAGAAGAUUAUCGUUUCAGAGACAGAAUGACUAAGAAUAACACACAGAAGUCUAUUCGUCUGUGGGCUGAGAAAGAGUAUCACAAUUUGCGACGUCUGCAGCGUGCUGCCAUACCUUCACCCGAGCCAAUAAUGAUUAAGAAGCAUGUCCUGGUGAUGUCCUUUAUUGGCCGUAACCAUCAGGCUGCACCUAAGCUGAAGGAUGCUUAUCUGUCAUCCUGUGAUCUUUCCAUUGCGUAUGAGCAAGUGGUCGAGGCAAUGGUGAAGAUGUUCCAAGGCUGCCACCUUGUUCAUGCUGAUUUGAGUGAAUACAACAUCUUGUGGCAUGAAGGUCGUUGCUGGAUCAUUGAUGUGGGUCAGGCUGUUGAACCAUCACACCCAAAUGCUCUACACUUCUUACACCGUGACUGUUCUAACAUCAUUAAGUUCUUCCAGACUAAAGGGCUUCCACAGUUGCCAACUCCUCUUCAGCUGUUUGAGAAAGUGAGUGGCAUUUCUCUCCCUGGGCCAGAGGAUGAAGCUGCAAGGAUGAUUUAUGAAUAUGAAGCCCAUCAAGAGCUCUGGCGCCAGAAAAUGAAUAGCACAAACCGCAACUUUGAGUUCCUGUGGGAGGAAAUUCAGUGACAAUUUACUGGAAGAAUUUGUUGUGAUCGAUGAGACAGGAGAAGAGCUGAUACCACCAACAAAAAGUGAGCCUAAGAAAAGUAUUCUUAAGAAAGAGAAAAGCAUUGGGGAAGAAAGGACAUCAGAGAUAGCAGAGAGACUUGUGGGAUGUUCCCUUGAAAGGGAGAAGCACCCAGACACGGCUGAGAGUUCGAAUGAAACCAUCCAUUGCAGAGUGUCCUUCCUAGAUGAAGACUUCCCCAGUCUGAGUUCAGGGGCACAAGCAGGUUCCCCUGAUAGUAAGACCAGCAGCAAACAAGGCAAGAAAAAGAAGGCCAAAAACAGGAAAAUUAAGUAAUCUCUACAUCGAGUGUCAAUCGAGAACCAUACAUGUAAUGAUAUAUAUUUUUUUUACAACAGUUUUCUUUAUGUGAUGGCAUUUCCUUCUAAUUUAUUUCAGGAGUGAUUUGAAGCUGAAAUUUUUGAUAACUUGAAUUUUUAAUUUUUGGUGCCUCAGUUAGGCUUUUGAGAUUCAGGAAAUAACUAUGUGGUACAGUAUUCUACAGUUCCGUAUGAGUUGAAAGUAUUAUAAGGUUUGUUAAAUGAGUUGUGUAAUUAUUGGUAUUAGUUAAUGGUUCUGUCUUCAGUUAAAGGAUACAAAAGAAAGGUGUCCAUAUUUUGCAUAGUAAGAAACUUCUUUUGUAAUUUUGUUUUCUGUUUCUCUGUAUGAGUUGUCAUUUGUUAAGGAUGAAACCAUAGAUUUUUUUUAUUUACUUGAGGAUUGUGACAGUUGAAUAGACAGUGAUACUCCUACACUUUAUGUAACUCUUACAGGAAAGACAUGAUGCAUAACAAUUUGAACAUACAAGGGGACACUUCAAGUAAUUGGAAAUGUGUAUGGUUGUCAUAGUUGGCAUCAGAAAAUGUUUAUAAUAAGAUAUUCAAAGAUGUAAUUCUUGUGUUGUGUCUCCAGGUCCUCUUUUUAAAUGUAGCCAUAAUGUAGCUGAUUAAUGACUUACAAAAGUUAACUCUUAUGGUUGGUUGUCUACCAUACUCAAUAAUGAUAAAAUGAUAAAAAUAACAAAAAGCUAAAACCCAAAAAAAGGCAUUAUAUGUCCUGCCUAAAGCUAGUUGACUAGUUAUUUUAGCUUUACUUUCACAAACUGUGAAUGGUCAUGUUAAGUUUCAUAGCAAGUAAAAUGGAAAUGGUUUAGUUAUUAUGCAGCAGAUAGGGACAAAGUUGUAUUUGUUGAAUAUAUAAGGUUGUACCAGACAAACGAUCCAAAUGUAUUUUAGAAUAUGUGUAUUGCUUGUACCCAGUAACUGCACUAUGUUCAGGGUAUACAGAAGUGUCUAUUAUCAAAUGACAUGUAAGAGAAUUACUGUGGGAAAUGAUAAAAUGUAAUGGGAGGAUUUAAUUGGAAAUGUUAAGAAACAAAGAGCCUGUAAUAAGAGCAGUACUGUAGAUUGACAUCAAUAAAACAUCAGCGGUACUAUAAAA